This is a messenger RNA of Brassica napus (rape), 1061 nucleotides long. Its product is annotated as peptidyl-prolyl cis-trans isomerase Pin1-like. Gene Ontology annotation, molecular function: peptidyl-prolyl cis-trans isomerase activity. The coding region runs from base 521 to 883 and encodes 120 amino acids. The record is from RefSeq and is a predicted model, not a curated record. The transcript is spliced from 4 exons. NCBI's taxonomy places the organism in Eukaryota, Viridiplantae, Streptophyta, Magnoliopsida, Brassicales, Brassicaceae. Gene Ontology annotation, cellular component: nucleus; cytosol.
GAGUGAAACUCCCUUAAAAUAGAGCAAAAAGGUUCCAGUGAUUGCUAUCGCAGCGCCAGUGGCUGGCGUGUUUGCUCUUGUUGUUGUUGUCUUGGCUAUCUUUUUCGUCGUUAGAAAGAAUAAAACUUACAGUACUGCGGCUCAAGGACCCCCAUCAGUCAUUGCCGGUACAGUUACAAGUGAGACACGGUCAUCCAAUCCAACAAUCAUAACAAAGGACCUCAGAGUUACGUAUCCUGAGGAAAGGGAAAAAAGUUGACUCUUCUCUUUCUUCGUCGGUUGGUGUUUUUCUCUUCGUCGACGUCGUCGAAAUUCCUUCCUCAGGUCUCUCUCUUCGUCACGGAGAUGAUCGUUUCUUCGUCGUCAGAGACAUCUCUCAAUCCCCAAAUCUUUGAAUAUAGAUUCAGAUCGGAAACGGAAGAAAGACUCUGUCUCUUCGACAGAUCAACCGUUGGAGGAGAAACCAAAGGACAAGAGAGCCGAUCACCACCACAUCAAGCACUGUAAUAAGAAGAGCAAGAUGGCGUCGAGAGACCAAGUCAAGGCCUCACAUAUUCUUAUCAAGCAUCAGGGAUCUCGCAGGAAGGCGUCGUGGAAGGAUCCGGAAGGAAAAAUCAUCAUGACUACCACGAGAGAAGCAGCCGUCGAACAGCUUAAAUCGAUCCGUGAAGACAUCGUCUCUGGUAAAGCUACAUUCGAGGAUGUGGCGGCUCGUGUUUCCGACUGUAGCUCUGCUAAACGCGGCGGCGAUCUAGGCCCAUUUGGUAGAGGUCAAAUGCAGCUGAAACCGUUUGAGGAAGCAACAUACGCACUGAAGGUGGGAGAUAUAAGCGAGAUUGUGGACACAGACAGUGGAGUCCAUAUCAUAAAGAGAACAGCUUGAUCUGUGAUCUGUUACCUCCUUCAUGUAUCAAAAGUUACCAGCUUUUUAAGAUAAAAGCUUUGCCAUCGUGGCUUUCGUUCUGCAUCUUUGUAUGGAUUUGAUACAACCAAACAUAUUGUAAAGACAAGAAACUGUUUGUUUAAAAUUUUUAGUUAUAAAAUUGUAUUUCUAUUUUUAA